AUCAUUGAUGGUCGAUACCACACCGAAUGUAGUCACUUCAUUGCCAUGUCAACGAAGUUCCAGGACUGUUUGCGACCAAAUUGUCUCUUCAGUUCAAGACAUAUCCAUCUUACAGCAUGCAAGUCGCAAUCUUGUAUACGGUUGAUGGCCCUGCCCACCAAGAAUCCUAUUCGCAUAAGUCCUUCAAAAUGCGGCGACUGUAACUUAAAGACCAGAGAAGAAGUAAUGCCAAUGGUUCGAGUAGCUGGGAUGCGAUAG
Messenger RNA from Suillus subaureus, 258 nucleotides. RefSeq lists its product as uncharacterized. The transcript has 2 exons. The annotation marks the transcript as partial. NCBI's taxonomy places the organism in Eukaryota, Fungi, Basidiomycota, Agaricomycetes, Boletales, Suillaceae. The record is from RefSeq and is a predicted model, not a curated record.